Octopus sinensis (East Asian common octopus) is the source of this 1523-nucleotide messenger RNA. RefSeq lists its product as uncharacterized. The transcript has 4 exons. NCBI's taxonomy places the organism in Eukaryota, Metazoa, Mollusca, Cephalopoda, Octopoda, Octopodidae. Gene Ontology annotation, cellular component: nucleosome. Gene Ontology annotation, molecular function: DNA binding; structural constituent of chromatin; protein heterodimerization activity. The record is from RefSeq and is a predicted model, not a curated record. Bases 186 to 1523 code for a protein of 445 amino acids.
CACGUGCUCCAAAGCAACGAAUGAACAGUGUGAUAUCAGCAGCAGCAACCGCUUUGGCGGCCAGCUGUCGUUUUCUAAAUCUGAGGAAGCUAUCUUCCCGCCCAAUCUUUCUUUCUCUAACGGUCACACUAUAUAAAGUGUGGCCAUUACUUGCGUCACUAAUUUUCGUUCGCUAGCAUAACGAAAUGGCUCGUACUAAGCAAACUGCUCGUAAAUCCACCGGUGGAAAGGCUCCACGUAAGCAACUGGCUACCAAGGCAGCCAGGAAAAGUGCCCCAGCUACUGGCGGUGUGAAAAAACCUCAUCGUUACAGGCCUGGUACCGUUGCUCUUCGUGAAAUCAGACGUUACCAAAAAUCCACCGAACUUCUCAUCAGGAAGCUUCCUUUCCAGAGACUUGUUCGUGAAAUCGCUCAGGACUUCAAGACUGAUCUUCGUUUCCAGAGUUCUGCUGUGAUGGCUCUUCAAGAAGCCAGCGAAGCUUACUUGGUUGGUCUUUUCGAAGAUACCAACUUGUGUGCUAUCCACGCUAAGAGAGUGACCAUCAUGCCCAAGGACAUCCAGCUUGCCCGUCGUAUCCGUGGCGAGAGACAUUUCCUGCCAAUUCCAACACCUCAGCAGCCAAAUAUUCCAUUACAGCGGCCAAGUAGACUGGGGCUCCGGCACCAACACGUUGAGCAUAGUUUCCCUUACGGAGAAGACGAUGGAUACGACCGACGGGGAACUGAAGCCCGGCGCGGGAUGAACGGGUCUUGCUCUUUCCCUUUACUUUACCUCCUUUACCACGUCCAGACAUAUUCAAAGAUUGACACAACUGCUUCGAAAGGAGCCAAGAAGGCUUCCAAGGCUAAGGCCUCUCGCCCUACCGGCGACAAGAAGCGAAAGAAGAAGAGGAAGGAAAGUUAUUCCAUCUACAUCUACAAAGUAAUGAAACAAGUCCACCCCGACACUGGCAUCUCCAGCAAAGCUAUGUCCAUCAUGAACAGUUUUGUCAACGAUCUGUUCGAAAGAAUAGCCUCUGAAUCUAGCCGUUUGGCUCACUACAACAAACGUUCAACCAUCAGUAGCCGUGAGGUUCAGACUGCUGUCCGUCUUCUCCUCCCUGAUAUCGUGAUGGCUCGUACUAAGCAAACUGCUCGUAAAUCCACCGGUGGAAAGGCUCCACGUAAGCAACUGGCUACCGAGGCAACCAGGAAAAGUGCCCCAGCUACUGGCGGUGUGAAAAAACCUCAUCGUUACAGGCCCGGUACCGUUGCUCUUCGUGAAAUCAGACGUUACCAAAAAUCCACCGAACUUCUCAUAAGGAAGCUUCCUUUCCAGAGACUUGUUCGUGAAAUCGCUCAGGACUUCAAGACUGAUCUUCGUUUCCAGAGUUCUGCUGUGAUGGCUCUUCAAGAAGCUAGCGAAGCUUACUUGGUUGGUCUUUUCGAAGAUACCAACUUGUGUGCUAUCCACGCUAAGAGAGUGACCAUCAUGCCCAAGGACAUCCAGCUUGCCCGUCGUAUCCGUGGCGAGAGAUCUUGA